AUGCUCUUCUUCUUAGAACAGACAGAACUAAAGGCCCCUGCUGCUCCUGCCAACCCCUACUGCCCCCUGCUGUCCCUACCGCUCCCUGCUGGCCCUGCCACCCCCUGCCCACUCCUGCCACCUCUUCCGCCCCUGCCGCCUUGCCACCCCCUGCUGUCCCUACCGCUCCCGCCGCUCCCUACUGCCCUGCCGCCCCUACUGCCCCUGCCGCCCCUACUGCCCUGCCGCCCCUACUGCCCUGCCGCCCCUACUGCCCCUGCCGCCCCUACUGCCCUGCCGCCCCUACUGCCCUGCCGCCCCUACUGCCCUGCCGCCCCUACUGCCCUGCCGCCCCUACUGCCCCUGCCGCGCCUGACCCACCCCAGCCACCUCUUCCGCCCCUGCCGCCUUGCCGCUCCCUGUGCCCCCUGCCUGCCCCUGCCGCUCCUACUGCCCCUGCUGCCACCCCUGCUGUGA
Molecule: messenger RNA, 456 nt
Organism: Knipowitschia caucasica
Lineage: Eukaryota; Metazoa; Chordata; Actinopteri; Gobiiformes; Gobiidae
Source: the annotation of a GenBank genome assembly